AUGGAGAAGCUUAAGAUGGAAUACCCCGAUCCACGCAUUGAGCAAGUGGAGCUUGACGAGAAUCAUGUGAAUGCAAAAAUGUCUACAAACCCACAGAAGAUUGGUCACUAUCUUGGGUUGAUUCGUGCUAAUGAGAGAGGGCCUCAAUCUCGACCUCAGCUUAAGCCACUUGAUAUCGCUGAGGGAUUCCGCAAACUGGAAAGGGCGCGGGCACAAAUCCAAUCUCGACCGGAUACUACCCAGGAACUCCGGCUUGCAUCACUGCUUCUCGCCAACUUUGAGGAGGCCGAGACUUCACUGGUGGCCCAGACUGAGGAGGAUGUGCCGGGUCGAUUGACACCGGAUGCUCAGAUGGCAUUGCUAAUUCUUAUGGAAGCCGAGGCAAAAGCGGAAAGAGAGAGGGACAAAUCUCUACUGGCUCAACUACCGAGGGAUUGUAGCGAAACCAGGAGCUUUCGCGAGCAAUGUGAUGAAGCGUUUGCCAAGAGCCACUACUUUGCAAGAUGCAGGGCUACACUUCUCAGCGGAGGCAGGUUGGAAGAUGUUGAGCCAGACGAGUAA
Penicillium crustosum is the source of this 561-nucleotide messenger RNA. RefSeq lists its product as uncharacterized. Bases 1 to 561 code for a protein of 186 amino acids. The transcript has 3 exons. Lineage: Eukaryota; Fungi; Ascomycota; Eurotiomycetes; Eurotiales; Aspergillaceae. The record is from RefSeq and is a predicted model, not a curated record.